Messenger RNA from Callorhinchus milii (elephant shark), 1189 nucleotides. RefSeq names its product centrosomal protein 20 (gene cep20). Gene Ontology annotation, cellular component: motile cilium; ciliary basal body; centrosome. Gene Ontology annotation, molecular function: protein binding. The transcript is spliced from 5 exons. The coding region runs from base 37 to 561 and encodes 174 amino acids. The record is from RefSeq and is a predicted model, not a curated record. Gene Ontology annotation, biological process: cilium assembly; microtubule anchoring. Lineage: Eukaryota; Metazoa; Chordata; Chondrichthyes; Chimaeriformes; Callorhinchidae.
UCCUCCCCCCCCCCACAGUGAACGGCCAUCACACGAAUGGCGACCAUCAACGAGCUGAAGAACGUUUUGAAAGAAACCUUGGAAAAAAGGGGAGUUCUGGGACAGCUGAAAGCUCGAAUUCGGGCGGAGGUUUUCAGCGCCCUCGACGAUCAGAGUGAGCCACGGCCACCGCUGUCCCACGAAAAUCUUCUCAUCAAUGAGCUUGUCCGAGAAUAUUUGGAAUAUAAUAAAUAUAAAUACACAGCUUCGGUACUAGCGGCAGAAGCUGGCCAACCAGAAAUAGCAUUGGAUAGACAAUUUCUCCUGAAUGAACUAAAUGUAGUUGAAGAUUCAUGUGCAAAAACAGUUCCUAUUCUCUAUGGAAUUCUAGCUCAGUUUACAAAUAGCAGCAAAGAUGACGGAAUUAAACCUCUAAUUCAUCAAUGUGUAUCCAUGCCUAAAAUGAAGAAACUGACUAUAAGACAACCAACUGAAAAACUAUGUUUAGGUCACAUCCCUGAACCUGGUGUAUUUGCGGGAACAAGCAUGGAAGAUCAUUUUGUUCUAGCUGGACAUCAAUGACAUUUGACCUUUCCUUUACCAGUUCACAGUCAAUGGUUCAGUAAUGGCAACUGUGAGCCAAUAAAGCUAAUUUUCUAAUCCUUCAUAAAGAAAAAUGGCUAAUGUUGCAAGACAGUAAUUUAAUUAAGUACUCAGCUGAGACCUGUACAUCAGCAUUAAAAUCAGAAGUUUUAUUGCUCUCUUGGCUCUUUUUUUUAAAAAAGGGGAGAAAUUGGAAAUUAUGGAUAACUUGCUUGUUUUGAGGGUUGUCUUGGAUUGUUUGAAUAAUUUCAGAAUACCAAGCACUGAUUGCUACUAUAAACAUACAACAUCUGUAUUUGUGCUGUUGAAAAAAUGUUAAAAGGAUUUUGAACCAUAGAAAUACAUAACUGUAUGAGGACAUUUGACCCUUUUGUGUCAGUAAAAAGCCAUCUAUCCUAAUCCCAAUCCUCUUCUCUUCCCACUAAUACCUUUCCUUAAGCCUUACCUCUGACUGUGCCUAUGGUCAUCUCGUGGAAGACUAACCAAGUUUUGUUACAAAUUGAACUGUGAAGCACAAUCAUUCUCAAUACAUGAAUAGUGAUGACCAUCAAACUGAAAAAUGUUACCAGAUUGUUCAGCUUUUCAUUUCAUUAAAUGAGUAAACAGC